Alternaria burnsii is the source of this 2106-nucleotide messenger RNA. RefSeq names its product isocitrate dehydrogenase subunit mitochondrial precursor. Gene Ontology annotation, biological process: tricarboxylic acid cycle; isocitrate metabolic process. Gene Ontology annotation, cellular component: membrane; mitochondrion. The record is from RefSeq and is a predicted model, not a curated record. The transcript has 4 exons. Gene Ontology annotation, molecular function: serine-type endopeptidase activity; NAD binding; isocitrate dehydrogenase (NAD+) activity. The coding region runs from base 1 to 2106 and encodes 701 amino acids. NCBI's taxonomy places the organism in Eukaryota, Fungi, Ascomycota, Dothideomycetes, Pleosporales, Pleosporaceae.
AUGUUGGCUGCUCGUUCCUUCGCCGCCCCAGCGCGCCAAUGCCUGCGCCAGGCCAACCGCUCCCGAUGGGCGCCCGCGCUCUCCCAGGUCUCCGCCCGAACAUACGCCUCCGAGGUGGCCAAGUUCCACGGAACCAAGGGCAGCGACGGCAAAUACUCAGUCACUCUCAUCGAGGGUGAUGGCAUCGGUCCCGAGAUUGCGCAGUCGGUCAAGGACAUCUACUCGGCCGCCAACGUCCCAAUCAAGUGGGAGUCGGUCGACGUCACCCCGCGCCUGAACGAGGACGGCAAGACGGUCAUCCCCGACGAGUCCAUCGCCAGCGUCAAGAAGAACUUGGUCGCCCUCAAGGGCCCGCUUGCGACGCCUAUUGGCAAGGGCCACGUCUCCCUCAACCUUACCCUGCGCCGCACCUUCAACCUCUUCGCCAACGUCCGUCCCUGCAGAUCCAUCGCCGGCUACAAGACGCCCUACGACAACGUCGACACCGUCCUGAUCCGCGAGAACACCGAGGGAGAGUACUCUGGCAUUGAGCACAUUGUCGUCGAUGGCGUCGUACAGAGCAUCAAGCUCAUCACCCGCGAGGCCUCUGAGCGCGUUCUGCGAUACGCCUUCCAGCACGCCCGCGACAUUGGCAGGAAGAAGGUCCGCGCUGUCCACAAGGCCACCAUCAUGAAGAUGUCCGACGGUCUCUUCCUCAGCACCGCCCGCGAGAUUUCCAAGGAGUUCCCCGACAUUGAGUUCGACGCCGAGCUGCUCGACAACACCUGCUUGAAGAUGGUUACCGACCCUGUCCCCUACAACGACAAGGUCCUCGUCAUGCCCAACUUGUACGGAGACAUUCUCUCCGACAUGUGCGCUGGUCUCAUUGGUGGUCUCGGUCUUACUCCCUCUGGUAACAUCGGCGAUAACUGCUCCAUCUUCGAGGCUGUCCACGGUUCCGCGCCCGACAUUGCUGGCAAGCAGCUCGCUAACCCCACCGCGCUUCUUCUCAGCUCCAUCAUGAUGCUGCGACACAUGGGUCUCACCCAGGAGGCCAGCAACAUCGAGCAGGCCAUCUUCAAAGUUCUCGCCGAGGGCAAGACCAUCACCGGUGACCUUGGUGGCAAGGCCAAGACCUUUGAGUACGCCGACGCUGUCAUCAAGGCCCUGAAUAUUGCCGAGCAACUUCGCUUCGCCUUCGACGACCCCGUCGCAACGCCAAUCUUUCCAAUGCCACCCAAACCUCCCAUCCGUUUCCCUACAAAACCUCCUGCUACGCCGAAACAGUAUGUGAGGCCUUCCCUACCGAUCAGACUGGCAAAUCCAGGUCCGCGAGCCCCGCUGCGAUCCCUAUCCACCUCGGCAUCACCUUCAAGCCCCGUCCGUCGUCGUCUUCCUCCUCCUCCACCACUCCAAUGGCAUGAAACCAGCCGCGCCCGCACAGGCCGACGCUACAUAAAAUGGGGCAUAAACGGUGUCGCGACCAUCUGCGCCAUGCUCUUCAUCCGCGACAAUUGGUUCGAGAUACAGCACGUCCGCGGUUCCUCCAUGGCACCUACACUCAGCCCGGAUGCGCACGAGACUGGUCGAGAAGACUACGUCAUUGUGAUACCGUACCAUGCUAGGAUUGAUUAUAGUACAGUUCUUGAAGCAAGCAAAAAAGAGUUUUGGAGCGUAAAACGUGGUGACGUCGUAACGUUUUGGAAACCGCAUAAACCAGGCGAGAUGGGUAUCAAACGCAUUGUCGCUAUCGAAGGAGAUACAGUUUAUCCUGCAAGGGGAUAUGCGCUUGAUCCGCAAGUCUAUGAGACGAGGUUAAAGGGUUUACCGGAUGGGCUGGUAGAUCAUGAUGAGGACAGUAUAGCGGCGAGGGAUGGUCCAGAAGUGGGCAAGGUGGUUGUGCCAUAUGGACAUGUAUGGCUCGAAGGGGAUAAUUGGAGGAAGAGCUUGGAUAGCAACGACUUUGGGCCUGUUAGCAAGGGCUUGAUUCAAGGUAAGGCUGUAAUGGUUUGGAGGGACUGGUGGAGAUUGAGAGAGGUGGGCGAUGAGCGGAAUAAGGGGGAGAAGCGGAUGAGAAGUAGGGUCGUGGAGGGACGGCCUGAUGCUCCUGAGCUGUUCUUGGAGUGA